Rhododendron vialii is the source of this 1646-nucleotide messenger RNA. RefSeq lists its product as uncharacterized. Bases 1 to 1407 code for a protein of 468 amino acids. The transcript has a single exon. Lineage: Eukaryota; Viridiplantae; Streptophyta; Magnoliopsida; Ericales; Ericaceae. The record is from RefSeq and is a predicted model, not a curated record.
AUGGUCAAGCACUCUCCUGGUAGAAACUACAGGUCCAAAGGAGUCAGGGUCAAGCAUGUUCUUCAAAUUUGUGUGCUGCUUGCUAUUUGCUUUUGGUUAAUCUACCAAGUCAAGCAUUCACAUGAUAAGAAGAAAGAGUUCGAUGAAGAUGAUGCAAGGAUGUCAGUGAAAACACACGCUUCAGAUGAAGUUUUCAAAUUUGGAAGAAAGGAUCUCCAACCUCUAUUGAAUGAAGAAACUUUGAAAAAUGGGAAGGUUGAUGAAGAACUAGAAGAAGAAGAAACUGUAGCAGAAGGGAACAAGAACGAAGAGGAAGAGCAAGAAGAAGAUAACAAGAAUGAAGAGAAAGAGGAUGAGGCCAAAGGUGGAGAUGACGAGGGAGAUGAAGGUGACGAAGAGAAAUCUGAGACGGAGGUCGAGCUUGAGGAUUUUUUUGUAGAUGGAGAGAAGGAGAGAGAAGAAGUUGAUGAGAACGAAGCUGAAGAAAUGGAUUCAGAAGAUAUAGAGGGGGGUCGAAAAGGGAACAUGAGCUCUUUUCAGGAGCACGAACGUGAUGGAGGUAGUAGUAGGAAUACUCACGAGGCCCGAGAAGAAAAUUACAGGGCUGAUGAUGCUUCAAGUGCAGUGACUCAUGAAACUGAACCUGAAACAGGUAUGGACAACUCAAAAGAGAAUACUGAGACGAAAGUUGUAGAAGAGGUAAGUGAAAAAUCUAAUACCACUACCGGCGUGAAGUCUGAGAAAGGUGAAACGGGUGAAAAUUUAGCAAAUGUGACUGUGAAAGAAGAUAGGGGGUCGGAAACCGGUUUGGACAAAUUAGAGGUAACCUCACUUUUGAAUUCUACAGUUACAGCACAGUCCAGCAAUCUACUGGAAGUAAGCAAUAACUCAACAGAUGGGAGUCUGUUGCAGAACGGAACAGAGAUGAAACCAGAUGUAACUGAACCUCAAAAUGCUACCAUAGCUCUGGUAAAGGAAAAUGAUUCCGACACAGCUUCCAAUAAUGAUCAAUCCAACUCAAAUUUGGUGAUUUCUGGAAACACUGGAAAUCCUGAUGCAGUGGUCGCUGGAGAGUUCCCAAAUUCCUCUACGACUACUACUUCAGAUACUGCUUUAUCAGAAAAGGUCGUUACAUCUAAUUCGUCAGUCGAAGUGGAGGGACAAUCUGGGUUAUCAACAACAGAGGAAAAUGCCGAUACAAUGCAGAUUGAGAAGUCAGAAACCAGCAAUGGAACAAAUAAAAGCCGGGACUCAUCCGAAUCUGGGAAUGCAGAUGCAGUUCAACACGAUCCAAUUGAUUCUACUGAUUCUUCUGCUGCCUCGGACGAGAAGGAUGUUCGGUCAGGUGGUACUUUGCAAGAAAUUAGAGCUGAGGGAACCGAAAAUGGAGACGCUGCAGCUCAAUGAUAAGUUUGAUUCACAUGGCUUUUAGUUUUCUCGACGUUUGAUAUAGUAAUUGUCUAGUUUGCUUUUGCUUGAGUAUAGCAUUCUGCAUUGAUUCUGGUUUGAAUUAGUCACUAAUGUCUAACUAAUACUAUGGCUUUUACUUUGCAUGCUAAAGUGCAGGCAAAUUGAAAAUAUUUAAGCCUUUAGUCUGUAUUAUCUACUGAACAUAUGGAACCGAUAUUUUAAUCUUGUUUCUUCGA